This is a messenger RNA of Schistosoma haematobium, 807 nucleotides long. Its product is annotated as Alpha-(1,6)-fucosyltransferase. The transcript is spliced from 4 exons. The coding region runs from base 1 to 807 and encodes 268 amino acids. Gene Ontology annotation, biological process: protein N-linked glycosylation. Gene Ontology annotation, molecular function: alpha-(1->6)-fucosyltransferase activity. The record is from RefSeq and is a predicted model, not a curated record. Lineage: Eukaryota; Metazoa; Platyhelminthes; Trematoda; Strigeidida; Schistosomatidae.
AUGCGUCCAUCGUUUAACUUCCCUGAAGAAUUUAAAAUAUUCGACGAUCAACAUGAGAAUCCAGUUGUUGGUAUUCAUGUCCGACGUACGGAUAAAAUAAAUACUGAAGCGAGUUUUCAUAGUUUAGAAGAAUAUAUGACUGAAGUUGAGAGCCAUUUUCAAUUCAUAGAUGCCAAACGUCAAAUGAUGUCUAGAACUGAAGAGUGGAGAAAUGACAUCAAAUCGCCGUUUCGUCAUAAUGUAUAUCACCAAUUAAAACCAGUACAACGACGUGUGUAUAUAGCUACAGACGACCCUAGUGUAUUUAAUGAAACUAAAUUAAAGUAUCCCAACUAUAUAUUUUAUGGUAAUCGCGGACGUGCUAAUUCAGCUUCUGUCUUCAGACGAAAAAAUGAAGAUUCUAUUAUGGGUGUGGUAACUGACGUGUUCGCUUUAUCAAGAACGAAUUAUUUAGUUUGCACUUUUUCUUCACAGGUUUGUCGAUUAGCUUACGAAUUGAUGCAGUCUAAUCAUUUAGAAUUAGGUGAUGCAAGUCAACAAUUUCGUUCAUUGGAUGAUAUAUAUUACUUCGGUGGACAACAAGCCUCACCAUAUGAAGUAUUAAUAUCAAGCAAAGAACAUGGUUUGUCUCCUGGUGAUUUAGUCCACUUCCAUGGUAAUCAUUGGAAUGGUUACGCAAAGGUUGAAAAAUUGAAUACUAAUCGUAAAGUAAUGGCACCAGCAUUUAAAUUCUCUCCAAGAUUAAUAACUGCUCCUAUGAUCGGUGCACAUGGAAAUCGGUCUGAAUUUAUUAUUGAUUAUAAAUAA